Molecule: messenger RNA, 3015 nt
Organism: Belonocnema kinseyi
Lineage: Eukaryota; Metazoa; Arthropoda; Insecta; Hymenoptera; Cynipidae
Product: scavenger receptor class B member 1-like
Exons: 8
Coding region: 303-2036 (577 amino acids)
Cellular component (GO): cytoplasm; membrane
Molecular function (GO): scavenger receptor activity
Source: RefSeq, a predicted model, not a curated record
CGUACCGGGCGGUUAUUCGAAAACAGGCAAGAAGAGAGACACAUGAUCAUCAGAUUUGUUGUCUUUUGUCUGCUUCCCCAAACAAAACAUUCAGCGAUUAAAAUUUAACCCUCAUGAGAAUCUCUCUUGAUCGUUUCUAUUAGGCUCUAUAAACUCAAUUUGGAUUAUAGAUCGUUUUUAUAGAUCAUUGUUUAUCGAAGGUGAUAGUCCGGUCCUUGAAAGUUCUUUUCGUUGGUGAUAGUUACAUUUCACCGUAGAAUUGUCAGAGACAGGUGCUUGGGUGAAAAGUGCAGUGAUCCACAAUGAAGGACGUCGUUGCGAUUUGGAACGGUCUCACCGGUCGAAGGUAUACGGCAGUCAACAUGAACGAAAGAAAUGAAGACGUUCAUUCAAAAUCGGUUAAUCCGAAGAGCUUGCGGAGAAAAUCUUCCGUGGUCGUUAAUCAAUUCUUCAAUGCUGCUCUUCCAGUGAACGCAGAUGGAAAGGCGCGAUGGAAGAAGAGUACAUUCAUACUGAUGACCUUGGGCCUUCUGGGACUUGCAUCUGGAUGCUUGUUUCUGGUCUUCAAUCCAUAUGAAUUAAUUUUCAAGUAUAAAGUGACUUUCGGAGAGGGUGGGGAAAUCUUCGAUAUUUGGAGGUUAGCACCUGUCGAUUUGUACCUCAAGGUUUAUCUCUUUAAUGUCACCAAUCAUGAGGAAUACAUUGCUGGUAUAGACAAGAAGUUGAAAUUCCAAGAAGUUGGUCCAUAUGUUUACAAGGAACUCAUGGAGCACGGAAACGUGACAUUCAAUGAUAAUGGUACCCUGACUGCCAUUCCACUUCAUCCACUAGAAUAUGUUCCGGAACUAAGUGCAGGUGCAGAAGAUGAUCUCCUGAUACUGCCGAAUAUUGCCUUACUGAGUAUCGCCAACGUAGUGAGGGAAGCAUCUUACAUCACGAGGCUGGGCUUGAAUUUGCUGAUAGCACAAACUGAUACGCAACCACUUGUCAAAAUGACUGCUAAAGAAUUUAUGUUUGGAUACGAAUCCACUUUGGUUACUCUUGGCAACAGUGUUAUGCCAUCUUGGAUCAAAUUCGACAGGCUUGGCCUUAUCGAUAGGAUGUACGACUUUCAUGGCGAUUACGAAACAGUGUAUACAGGAGAAACUGAUAUGAAAUUAACCGGAUUAAUUGAAAAAUACAACGGUGAUGUUAAUUUACCCCAAUGGACUGGAAAAUGUGCUAAUGUUAAUAAAGCCAGUGAUGGAGCUAAAUUUCCCAGCUACAUUGAACCAAACGACACACUUUUAUUCUUCAGAAAAAGCCUUUGUCGAAGUGCCAAAAUGGUUCGAGUAGGAGAAAAAGUAGUCAGGGGAUUGCACACUUAUCACUAUAAAUUUAUGGAUAACAUACUGGACAAUGGUGUCCAUAAUCCAGAGAACAAAUGCUUUUGUCGGAAAGGACGAUGUCUGCCAGAAGGAUUUGUUGAUGUCACCGAUUGCUAUUACGGUUUCCCGAUAGCACUUUCUUACCCCCAUUUUCUUCAAGCUGAUCCUACGAUUUUGGAAACUAUGGAGGGACUACAGCCUGAUCUUGAAAAACACGAAUCUUAUUUUUACAUACAACCGAAGUCUGGCUCACCGGCCGAAUUAGCUUUUCGAUUCCAAAUCAAUAUGGCUCUUCAAGACAUUAGUUCAAUUUCACAUGUGGAUGGCUUUUCAGACAUCAUUCUUCCUUUGCUGUGGUUCGAAAUUGGAAUGUACGAGCUUCCAGAAAGCUUGAACAACAGAUUUAGGCUCUACCUCAACAUUCUGCCAUUAGUACAAGAUAUUGCGAUAUACUCAUUGUUCGUGGGAGGUGCAAUUUUCCUUUUAUGCAGUAUUGGAAAAAUUCUUUUGCAGCCUGCAAAAGGAUCGAAUUCGAAACAAUGGAGCGAAGUUGAAAUGCAGAGACAAAAAUCAAAAACGAAGGAGAAGGAGGUUUUUUACAAUUCUCUCCUUAGUCCGCAGAAUGGAGAUGUAACUUCAAUUGCCGUUGAGGAUCUUCCUACGGCUUGACUCUCAUCUUUUUUCUAGGUCAUCUAAAAUUCAUCCAAUUUUUUUCAAAUUUUUAAAAAAACUUGAGAAGACUCUCAAAGCAAUUUACUAAUUAGUAAAUCGCAAAUGAAGAACUUCUGCUUCGUCUUGAUAAGAUUUUCAAACUUCAGCUGUAACCCAAAGAAUUUUUUUAAUGACCACCCACAAAAAAAAAUUUCUGAAUUGAAAAAAAUUAUUUCUUUUAAAGGGUGAAGCAUUUUUUUUUAGAAUCUCAACAUAAUUGAAGAGCAUCUUCUCAAAAUCUGUUUUAACUUUUGUUUAAAGCUCCCAAUAGUUUUUAUUUCUUAUAAUUAGGAGGCGGAAUAGAGCCACUGUGAAGUUAGCUGAUGAACGCAGCUCGGCUCUCAUGCGUGAGAUCCGAGCUGCUCUGGAAAAAUUGCGUUAAUUCAUUUAAGAUAUCUCAGUAUGUUCUUCAAUUUUGACUAACUACCGUAUUCAUAAAUAUCUGUUCCAUAAAGUAUUGGGAGAGCGUCGACUCUUUAAUGCGACUCUGGGUUCACCCGAUUAAGCUCAUUCUAAUUUUUUAUGAUGAACCCCGAAUUUCGUCUUAACACCAAGAUUGUUCAAGAAAACGGAUUGUAAACUUUUUUAUAAUAAUUUUAAUUUAAUUUAUUGUUUAAAGCAGUUACAUCUCCAUUCUUGGUAUUUGAUAAAGAGAAUGAAAAGCAAGCGAAAACGAAAAAAUUCGAAUCCAAUAAGGAAUUUUGAGUACUGACACGAAUUGGUUUCUGAGAAAGUAAUGAGAUCUAAUUCUAAAGAAUUAUUUUCUUAAUUUGAUGAUAUUAUAUGUGAAGUUUUACAAAAUGAUUUUGCUAGAAAUCUCUUUACUUUAAUUGCUUCUAAUUUCAUCCAGGGUGGCGGCAAUACUUUUUUUUCAAAAUUUCCUUAAUUUUUCCUGAUUUUUCCCUGAUUAUCAAUAUUUGAAGAAAAAAAUCAUAUA